Molecule: messenger RNA, 583 nt
Organism: Vigna radiata var. radiata (mung bean)
Lineage: Eukaryota; Viridiplantae; Streptophyta; Magnoliopsida; Fabales; Fabaceae
Exons: 1
Coding region: 191-526 (111 amino acids)
Source: RefSeq, a predicted model, not a curated record
AGUAAUGGGUGUGGGAUUGAAUACUAAUAUACUAGUUGAAUGAAAAAAAGAAAAGGAGAGUGUAGCUGAAGCUUUUCACCAUGAACGUUGAAAUUUAGAUUUGGAUGGUUUAUUCAGAACAGUUGCACUGCACCUCUCCAGCAGAAACAAACUUAGGCAGAGAGAGAGAGAGAGAGAGAGAGAAUAGUGAAUGGAAGUUGGAGGUUGGAGAAGGGGUAGCAGAUUUUCUUCAUAUGAGAGAUUGGCUGCCAUAGGGUUGGUGCUUCUGGCUGUGGCUUCUCCUCUCUACAUAGACCGAAAAACGGAGUGUGAGUUGGAAGAGGAAGACCAACCCAUCAAUUUUGAUGCCUUCUUGCCGUUUCUCUUACUUCUUCUCAUUUUCGGCAUAGCUUUAUCGGCUUUUCUCGACCGAACCCUUGCCGCCUUUGAUCGUUACUGGAUUUACAGAGUUAUCGGUUCUUCUGGCGGUAUUCUUGCCAUUCUUUCUCUUCUUUUCCUUAUUUUGAAUCUUAAAUCCUCCCUCUGACUCUCUGCAAAUUUUGUAACAACAAGAAAUUAUUCUCUAAAAUUUUCUUUUCUUUUC